This is a messenger RNA of Penicillium expansum, 1422 nucleotides long. Its product is annotated as DUF1479 domain-containing protein. The record is from RefSeq and is a predicted model, not a curated record. The coding region runs from base 1 to 1422 and encodes 473 amino acids. Lineage: Eukaryota; Fungi; Ascomycota; Eurotiomycetes; Eurotiales; Aspergillaceae. The transcript has 2 exons.
AUGUCAAAGUUUAUUUCAAAAUCUGCUAUCCGAGCAGCCUCCACCUCGGCCCAGACCACCAAGGCCGCUGGUGAUAUCUCAUCGGUUUUCCCCAGCUUGAGGCCUGACUAUAAGCCGGAGCCUCUCCCUGCACGGUUUCAGGAGCUGAAGGCAAAUUUUUUUGAGAAGAACAAAGAUGCAAUCACAAAAAGUUGGGAGCGAUUGCUUCCUAGCUUGGAUGAAGAAGUGCAAAAGAUCAAGGCAAAGGGCAGCGAUAUCAUCCCCUCAAUUGAGUACUCUGAUGUGAUCUCUGGAAAUGUGUCUGAAGCCGCAUUAAAAGAGAUCCGCCACCGAGGCAGCGUGGUCAUCCGCAAUGUGAUCCCCCGGGACCAAGCCCUAGAGUAUAAGCAGCGGAUCCGCGACUACGUGGCUGCCAACAAGGAGCGGGUUAAGGCCUUCCCAGCUGACUCCCCAGCUGUCUACGAGCUGUACUGGACACCGUCGCAGGCCGAAGCUCGCGCUCACGCAAGCAUGCUCAACACCCAGCGCUUCAUGCAGCAGCUGUGGCAUUCGUCCGACCCUAACAGCAAGAUCUCAACCACCCACCCUCUCACCUACGCAGACCGUCUACGCAUUCGCGAUCCAGGCGACUCAAAGUUUACCCUUGGUCCGCACAUUGACGGCGGUUCCCUCGAGCGAUGGGAAGACCCCGAAUACUCUCGAGUCUACACCAAGAUCCUAGAAGGGAACUGGGAAAAGUACGACGCAUGGGAUGCGCGACACCGUCUUAAGGCCAACAUGGACCUAUACAAUGGUGCCGGUGCAUGCUCCAUGCUGCGGUUCUUCCAGGCCUGGCUAUCUAUGUCAGACACCAAACCCGGUGAGGGCUCGUUGCACGUAUGCCCCAUGAUCAACCACAGCACAGCGUACACUAUACUGCGUCCCUUCUUCGACAUCGAGAGCUCAAAGCCGGCCCUGGAUGCUAAAUUCCCGGGCUCCGUACCUGGUGCUUGCCAGGAGUACAACCCGGUCACGCACCCGCAUCUUAAUCUCGAGUCUACUAUGGUUUCAGUACCGCAGGUUGCGCCUGGUGAUUUUGUCGCAUGGCACUGCGAUUCUCUGCACUCCGUAGACAAGGAGCACCGUGGUACCCAGGACUCCAGUGUCAUGUACAUUCCCGCCACCCCGCUGUGCGAUAUGAAUGUUGAGUACCUUCUCAAGCAGCGCCAGGCUGCGCAGAGCUAUUCGCCUCCGUGGGAUUUCCCCGGUGCUGGUGGACUCGGUGAGUCGGGAUUCAAGGGUGCUAUGGAUUGGUCGGCGCUGAGCUCGGAGGGUCAGCGCGCUAUGGGUUUAGGUAAUACUCCCUGGGAGAUCACCGAUACCAUGAGCGAGGGUGAGAAGGAAGCUGUCCGGUCUGCCAAUAAGGCCUGUUUCGGUGUGUAA